AUGGCCAUGAUGCUUCCGAUCUGGAUGGUCACCCUGGUCCUGCUGGGCACCGUCAUAGGAAAAGAAGUUUGCUUCGAAAGACUUGGCUGCUUUUCAGAUGAGAUUCCAUGGGCUGGAACCAUAGAAAGGCCACUGAAAGUUUUACCCUGGUCCCCGGAAAAGAUCAACACCCGCUUCCUGCUGUACACUAAUGAAAACCCAGACAACUUUCAGGAGCUCUAUACAACAGAUCCAUCAACUAUUCAGGACUCCAAUUUCAAAAUCCAGAGGAAAACUCGCUUCAUCAUUCAUGGGUUUAUUGACCAAGGAGAAGAGAAUUGGUUGUCCAACAUGUGCAAGAGGAUGACUACAGUGGAACAGGUGAACUGCAUCUGUGUGGAUUGGAAGAGUGGCUCUCGGACCGGAUACACCCAGGCAUCGAACAACAUCCGGGUCGUGGGUGCUGAAGUUGCUUAUCUUAUUGACAUUCUCUCUUCCAAAUUUGGAUACUCUCUUUCGGACAUCCACGUCAUUGGCCACAGCCUGGGAGCUCACGCUGCCGGAGAGGCCGGAUCGAGAGUAAAUGGCACCGUCGGAAGGAUCACGGGCCUGGACCCAGCUGAGCCUUGCUUCGAAGGAACUUCGGUAGAUGUCCGACUGGAUCCCAGUGAUGCUGAUUUCGUUGAUGUAAUUCACACCGACUCUGCUCCUACUAUCCCUUAUAUGGGAUUUGGAACGAGCCAGUUGGUCGGACACCUGGACUUUUUUCCCAAUGGAGGAAAGCAAAUGCCGGGAUGUAAGAAGAACCCCAUUUCACAGAUCAUAGACAUAGAGGGAAUCUGGGAAGGAACUCGUGAUUUUGUAGCUUGUAAUCACUUGAGGAGUUAUAAAUUUUACUCCGACAGCAUCAUCAAUCCAAAUGGCUUCACUGGAUUCCCAUGUGAUUCCUACAAUGUUUUUCAAGCUAACAAGUGUUUCCCCUGCCCUUCCGGAGGCUGCCCCCAGAUGGGUCACUACGCCGAUAACUUCACUCGUAAAGCAAACGAAGUGGGAAAACCCUUUUAUUUGAACACUGCAGACGCUAGUAAUUUUUCUCGUUGGAGAUAUAAGGUGUCUGUCACACUGUCUGGAUCCAGAGUUAGUGGAGAGGUCAAAAUUACUUUGUUCGGCAGCAACGGAAACACCAGGCAAUAUGAUAUCUACAAGGGAUCCCUCAAACCAGGUGCCACUCAUUCCAAUGAAUUCGAUGCAGAGCUCGAUGUUGGAGAUCUUCAGAAAGUUAAAUUUAUCUGGGACAACCACUGGAUUAAUCCGACCUUGCCCAGAGUGGGGGCUGCCACGAUCGUAGUGCAGACUGCCGAUGGAAAAAAGUAUAAUUUCUGUAGCAAAGAAACUGUGAGAGAAAAUGUUCUGCUGACACUCACCCCCUGUUAAAAAUGUGUCAAAAUAUCAUCGCUUUUAGU
Messenger RNA from Ornithorhynchus anatinus (platypus), 1442 nucleotides. It is a transcript of the gene PNLIP, whose product is annotated as pancreatic lipase. NCBI's taxonomy places the organism in Eukaryota, Metazoa, Chordata, Mammalia, Monotremata, Ornithorhynchidae. The transcript is spliced from 13 exons. The record is from RefSeq and is a predicted model, not a curated record. Gene Ontology annotation, biological process: lipid metabolic process. The coding region runs from base 1 to 1413 and encodes 470 amino acids. Gene Ontology annotation, molecular function: protein binding; triacylglycerol lipase activity.